AAAGGCUAUUCUCUGAUUGGCCAAAGUGUCUGUUGUUUCCGCUGCAUGUCCAGCGUCGCUGUGUACUGUGGCAUUCUGUGAGGACCUUCGUUGAUCCGCAAUUAAAAACACAAAGCCUUGGGAUAGUGAGUGGUUGGCAAUGGCGUCCGACUCCCCGCGCAGACCAAGCCGCUGUGCUGGUGGGGUUGUGGUUCGAGCACAGGCUGCAACGGAGCAGUCUUACAUGGAAAGUGUUGUUACGUUCUUGCAGGAUGUAGUCCCUCAGGCAUACACUGGGACACCUACAAAUGAUGAAAAAGAAAAGAUAGUGUGGGUCCGUUUUGAAAAAGCAGACAUCAAUGAUGUGGCCCGCUUACCAGAGUUUCAGGAGAUGCACGGCAGCAGCAGUGACCCGCCUCUUUGUCUGAUGAUUGGCUACACCGAUGGAAUGCAGAUCUGGAUCAUAUCGAUUAAUGGUGAGGCACAGGAGCUGUUCUCAGUGCGGCACGGGCCCGUACGGACGGCUAGGAUUCUACCCGCCCCUCACAUCAGUUCCCUCAAGACUGACAGCUUUGCAGAGAAACGACCCCUCCUCGGUGUGUGCAAGAGCUCGGGUUCUUCAGGGACAAGUCCUCCUUAUUGCUGUGUGGACCUUUAUUCUCUGAGGACUGGAGAGAUGGUGAAGUCGAUACAGUUUAAAACUCCCAUCUAUGACAUACAUUGCAACAAAAGGAUCCUUGUCGUUAGUCUUCAAGAAAAGAUCGCUGCCUUUGACAGCUGCACCUUCAUGAAAAAGUUCUUUGUCACCAGCUGCUAUCCCUGUCCCGGGCCGAACCUCAACCCUAUAGCCUUGGGAGGCCGGUGGUUGGCGUACGCAGAGAACAAGCUGAUCCGGUGUCAUCAGUCCCGUGGUGGGGCCUGUGGAGAUAAUGCCCAGUCCUACACUGCCACUGUCAUCAGUGCUGCUAAAACAUUGAAGACCGGCCUGACCAUGGUGGGCAAGGUCGUGACUCAGCUCGCUGGUACUCUGCCAUCUGGGGUGCCUGAGGAGGAGGGCACGACCCACAGCGGCACCCGUCGUAGUCCUCACCAACCUGGUGUGAUCACCAUCAUAGACAUGCACACUGUGGGAGAAGGACAGGUUCUGGUUAGCGAGGAUUCUGAUGGAGAUGGAGUGAUUGCACAUUUUCCAGCACAUGAUAAGCCGAUAUCCUGCAUGGCGUUUAAUCCAAGCGGUAUGUUGCUGGUGACUGCAGACACACUUGGCCAUGACUUUCAUGUUUUUCAAAUCUUGACUCACCCAUGGGCGUCCUCCCAGAGUGCAGUUCACCAUCUGUACACUCUUCACAGAGGAGAGACUGAAGCUAAGGUGCAGGACAUCUGUUUCAGCCAUGACUGCCGUUGGGUGGUGAUCAGUACUCUUCGUGGCACCUCGCACGUCUUUCCCAUCAAUCCGUACGGUGGAGCGCCAUGCGCCCGAACCCACAUGUUUCCACGCGUGGUCAAUCGCAUGAGCCGGUUCCAGAAGAGCGCUGGGCUGGAGGAGAUCGAGCAGGAGCUGAGCAGUAAACAGGGCGGCCGGUGUAGCCCCAUUCCUGGACUUUCUAGUAGCCCGUCUGGGUCACCACUACAUGCCAAACUUACCAGUCAAGAAUCCUAUAACAACUUCACCAACAACAACAUGGGUAACCCACGUCUGUCUCCGCUGCCCAGUUUGACCGUCGUGCUUCCUCUGGCUCAGAUCAAACAGCCAAUGACCUUGGGCACCAUCACCAAGCGUACAGGACCCUACCUGUUUGGGGCUGGAUGUUUUUCCAUUAAAACUCCAUGCAAAGCCAAGCCGCCUCCCCAGAUCUCACCCAGUAAGUCCAGUGGUGGGGAGUUCUGUGUGGCCGCAGUCUUCGCCUCCUCCCGUUCCUGGUUCAUUACCAACCCCAAUAUGAAGCGAGAGAAAGAUCAGUCUCGGCAGGCAGUCGUCGAAUCACUCUACAUCCUGAGUUGCUACGGAAACCUGGUGGAGCACGUCCUAGAGCCUCGGCCAAUCAGCACGGCGCAAAAGAUAGGCGACGACACGCCCCUGGAGUUAAACACCUGUCCGAGAGCCUGCUGGAAUCUAGCCAGGACACCGCAGUGGAAUGAGCUACAACCACCUUUCAACAGCAACCACCCCUUGGUGCUGGCCUCAGACUUUGUGCAGUACUAUCAAUACCUUCUGGCUGGCUUGGUACCGCCUGGCAGCCCUGGCCCCAUCACUCGGCACGAGUCAUACGACAGCCUGGCGUCCGAUCACAGCGGUCAGGAGGAUGAGGAAUGGCUCUCUCAGGUGGAGAUUGUGACCCACACCGGCCCUCACAGAAGACUGUGGAUGGGCCCUCAGUUUCAGUUCAAAACCAUCCACCCGUCAGGACAGACCACAGUCAUCUCUUCCAGCUCCUCUGUACUGCAGUCCCAAGGGCCCAGCGACACCCAGCAGCCUCUGCUUGAUUUCGACACGGAUGACCUGGACCUCCACAGCCUUAGGAUCCAGCCAGUGCGCUCAGAGCCGGUCAGCAUGCCUGGGUCCUCUCGUCUGGUGGCCGACCGUAGAGGACAGUCCACAGUUAUAGAUACUGGCUCGGGUGUAUCCUAAAGGACGAACUUUCUGCCGUUUAUCAUUACUGCUUUUACUUUUUUGACGCUAUUAUUUUUGCCCCUUUUGUUUUUAAGCAUGCACAUUUACUCAGUCCACUCCUCCCCUUUCAUCCUCAUUUCCUCCCUUCAUAUCCUUCAUUGAUUUGCCAUCCUUGUGUAUGGGAGUAAAGAAGAAAGGAGAGGAGUUGAGGAGAGAGGAGAUGACUGGAGAGCUGGAGGGUCGCAGCCCAGCGCAACACCACCCCCCCCCCUCCCGUGUCACCGGUACUGUGAGGCAUAGGGCACUAGUGCAAAAUAUGGAUUAAAGAGCAACUAAUUCCCAGAUGGACUUUAUCUGUUUUUCACAGUAACUGCACUGAUUUUAGGGAAAAAUCUGCAGAAUGGAUUUCGGUAAUAAAAAUUGCUCAACCAGAACACCAGACACUUUUUUUAGCUGAAAGCAAUAAGCAAAAUACUUAAUACUGACUGAAUGGCAGUUUAAACGUGAAUUCUUGUCUCUGAUGCUGAGUUAAGGAUGUUCAUGUGGCCACACAUCAUGAAUUCACUGUAUUUAGAUAUGCAGUUAACAGGAUCACAAACCGAUCUGAGUUCAUAAGUAAAUGAGUAAAUCUGAUACAAACUAAGGCACAAGAGAGAGACGCCUGCAGGCAACACCUGAAGCCAAUCCCAAAUGAUCUGUUCAUGAGCUUCCUUAAAGUGAUAGUUCACCCAAUUUUACUCACCCUCUUGUCAUUUUAAACCUGUAUGACUUACUUUCUGUAGCAGAACACGAAGGAAGAUAUUUUGAAGAAUAUUGUUAACCGGCACCUUUUCACCUGCAUUGGUUUUGUGUUCAUGCAGUAGAAGUCAAUGGGUGCCGGCGCUGUUCGGUAAUCAAUAUUCUUCUAAAUAUCUUCUUUUGUGUUUUGGGGAAGAAAGAAAGUCAUACAGGUUUAAAAUGACAAGAGGGUUACAGAAUUUUCGAUUUUGGGUGAACUAUCCCCUUAAUGUUAACAUUUAUCACCUGUAGUGGAGCUUCAGCCAAAUAAGAAACUACUUUACAAAAAAUCUGAAGUCUUCACAAUUUUUUUAGUGUAGUGAUUUUUUUCAGUAUGAUUAACUUACUAGACAUAGCUUUAGCUGAAUAAAUAUAUGUAAACAUGUAUGUUCCAUUUCCCCUUUGUGUGAUAUAGGCUUUGUCCUCAAACCUAACCCAGUUUUUCCAUUUGAUGCUGUAAUUUAAGAAUUAACUUUUCGAAGCACAAAUAUCCAGUAUUGCUGCCUAGUGUUAUCUGUUUGAAAUUUGUAAAAAUACAACCACUGGCUGUGUUUGUUCUGUGCUGUUGUUACUAAUGCCAUAUGUUGGACUGGUGCAGUUGUGUGUAUAUUUAGCGCUAGCCUGGAAAAGACAAAUAAAAAUGUAAAUAUUUAUGCUGAAAAAUGUUU
Triplophysa rosa is the source of this 4035-nucleotide messenger RNA. It is a transcript of the gene bcas3, whose product is annotated as BCAS3 microtubule associated cell migration factor. The transcript is spliced from 24 exons. The record is from RefSeq and is a predicted model, not a curated record. Gene Ontology annotation, cellular component: cytoplasm. Gene Ontology annotation, molecular function: protein binding. Lineage: Eukaryota; Metazoa; Chordata; Actinopteri; Cypriniformes; Nemacheilidae. The coding region runs from base 140 to 2608 and encodes 822 amino acids. Gene Ontology annotation, biological process: autophagy; response to starvation.